Molecule: messenger RNA, 2611 nt
Organism: Solea senegalensis (Senegalese sole)
Lineage: Eukaryota; Metazoa; Chordata; Actinopteri; Pleuronectiformes; Soleidae
Gene: trmu
Product: tRNA 5-methylaminomethyl-2-thiouridylate methyltransferase
Exons: 11
Coding region: 77-1327 (416 amino acids)
Biological process (GO): tRNA wobble position uridine thiolation
Cellular component (GO): mitochondrion
Molecular function (GO): sulfurtransferase activity
Source: RefSeq, a predicted model, not a curated record
GGACAAAAAAAACAUGUCGCCUCUUGAGUCUUAGCUAAUACAUUUUACUUUGUCACGCGUGUAAAAACAGUUGAACAUGGGUCUCGCGAGGCACGUCGUGUGCGCCAUGUCUGGCGGCGUGGACAGCUCUGUCGCCGCAUUGUUACUGAAGAGGAGAGGUUUUAGUGUAACGGGGGUGUUCAUGAAGAACUGGGACUCUCUGGAUGAGAGUGGGGUGUGCAGUACAGAGAAGGACUGUGAGGACGCAUACAAAGUGUGUCGGAUCAUAGAUAUCCCCUUCCAUCAAGUGUCUUAUGUUAAAGAGUACUGGCAUGAAGUUUUCAGUUAUCUGUUGAAGGAGUAUGAGAAGGGCAGGACACCAAACCCAGAUAUACUAUGCAACAAGCACAUCAAAUUUAACCAUUUUCACAAGUAUGCCAUCAACACUCUGGGUGCCGAUGCCAUGGCAACAGGCCACUAUGCCAGGACAUCACAGGAAGACGAGGAGGUUUUCCAGCAUACUCACACAGUGUCAUCUACCACACCCUUCAGAGAUCGAUUUGAGAUCAGAAAUCCGGUGAGGAUGCUCAAAGGAGCAGACCUCCUCAAAGACCAAACCUUCUUCCUCAGUCAAAUUUCCCAGGAUGCCUUGCGGCAAACCAUGUUUCCGCUAGCUGGCCUCACCAAGGACUUUGUGAAAAAGAUCGCUGCUCAAGCUGGGUUUGACCAUGUUCUGAAGAAGAAAGAGAGCAUGGGUAUUUGCUUCAUUGGUGAGAGAAAUUUUGAGAAUUUCAUUUUGGAGUAUCUAGAGCCUAAACCAGGGAACCUUGUCUCAAUAGAGGACGGGACAGUAAAGGGAAAACACAAAGGCUGGUUCACUCUGACACUGGGCCAGAGGGCGAGGAUAGGUGGGCAAAAAGAUGCCUGGUUUGUUGUGGAUAAAGAUAUUACAACAGGAGACGUUUUUGUGGCUCCAACAACUAAUCAUUCAUCUCUGUUUCGGGACACGAUGCGGACUGACCGCUUCCACUGGCUGACAGUGGAUCCUCCUCCUGAACUCGUCAAGACCCAGAUGAUGGAUUGUCACUUCCGUUUUAUCCACCAGAUGCCGCUCACUCCCUGCACAGUAACUCUGAACAUGGACGGCUCUCUGUGGAUCUCCCUCUCACAGUCGAUCAGAGCUCUGACGCCUGGACAGUUUGCUGUACUCUAUAAAGGGGACGAGUGUCUGGGCAGUGGGAAGAUCAUACAGCUGGGGCCGAGUGAAUACACAAUCCAGCGGGGCAGAGCGCAGUUGAUAGCAGCGGCACAGCUGAAGGAGCAACCGACCCCAGAACCGUCCAGCUGAGGUGACCUCACAGUCCAGACACAGUGGCGUUCAUAGACUCCAGAUAGAGCAACACUCUUCAUGUGAAAAGAGUCGCUUCCUGUAUAUGCCAUAUUGAAUGGUUGACUCUGGUCUUAAAAACUCAGCUUUAACACUUCUGCAGUGUUGAUGACACACAGGCUUGGUUGUUAGUUUGAUCACAGAUAAUCCGAAUUACCCUUGAUAAUGGCCAAGAGGAAAGGAAUUGGGCUUGUAAACCAGAAGGUCAUCGGUUCAAAUCGCAGGAAGGGCCAAGGGCUGGGGUACCUCUGAGCAAGAUACCCAUCGCUCCCUAGGCACAUAUAUGUGCCGCACACUGCUCCUGCACCCAGCUGUGUGCGCGUGUGUGUGUGUGUGUGUGUGUGUGUGUUCGUUCUCUACUGGUGAUUGUGCUUGUGUGGAUUCAAAAGUGUUCUAAAAGACACAUGAUGAAUCUCAAACCUCAUUCUAAAACACAGCCUCCAUCCUGUCUGUUCUCUUGGUGCUUUCCUCUCUAUCUUUGUCUGGAACCAUUUUGUCUGUUUCUCCUCAUAAUGAUGUUCUGCUGCUCAAAAUAAGGUGUAAUUAUUUUUGUUCUGCUGGCUGGGUAAUGAUGGAGCUGAUCUGAUCCGUCUAUUUAAGGAAAAAUAACUUGGUGCUUAAAAAAUCAGUUCUAUAUCAUUUAAAUAAUUAUGGUCUUUCUUCCCAGUUGGUUUCUAUGAAAUUUCAUUAUGAUUUUAUUGAAUGACCAUGAUUUAUAAACAUUGGGUAUAAAAUGUUCACGUUGAAAACAGUCCACAAACUGAGGUUUAUUUUCAGUCCUUAAGGCAACAUGGGGAUCGACGGACAUGUGAUAUGACUAUGCCACAGUCUUACAGAUUCAGACAAAUCUCCCUUCCCUUCUAUUCCCACUAUUACUCAUGUUCAUACUGAGCUAACCGCAAUCCUCAACAUGUCCGGAACAUGUAUUAAUACAUCUAUUAUGCCAGUUAAAGUCUUUUACUAUUUAAUGUACGCAAUACUUUGGUGAUCAGUAUUAGCAGCCAAACAUGUUUCCAAAAACAAACACGGUGUUGGCCACAUUUCAACACAGUUUUAGUUAUUCUAAAUAAUGAAAAUAAUUAUUUAACUUAUGACUGGCUGUGCAUGUGUAUUCUCAUGUUGUAAUACAUGAUUUUUGUUUUAAAAUCAAAAUGCCUUCUCUGUUCUUAUUGCGUUAUAGUUGCUGUGUAAAUUCUAAAUACAACCUUUACGAAAACGAGUGAAUAAACCUUUUAUUGACCUGUA